CCAUAUCAGACGGAACUUUUUGACUGAGCUGCGAUCUACGGCAUCCAAGACGGGAACCCGCAUUUCUUCACAUCCCACCUCCGGUCAGCCUCGGUCCGGGUUACACUUUUAAACGCACGAAUACAUGCCGCGCAAUUCUUAAACGAGACUUUGUCCUAGGAUCAUCCCCAAGUUCUGUCAUACAAAGGUGUUCGAGUUACCGCCUGCAUUUGAGCAGCACGGUACCCUACCUAUGCCGCUCUGUUCUGCAUAUCACCAGCAGACGCUUUCUACACCGACGCCUACCGUUUAGCUUGCUGACUAUAACGCAUUGCUAAGUCAUUAACUUACCGCGCCUUUUGUAUUUCGCCAAUAUGUCUUUCAGAGAUUCUUUCAUGACCCAUAGUGGUACUCUAGAAGCGCUUCAGAGCCAUCAUGCGCCAGCACGAAGAACUCGUCCCCCGGAUAUUGACACAAUGGCAGCUGAGGAGAAUCGCGGGCCUUUGAAAGCUGAAAAGGCAAGCAGAAGAGAGUCGAGGUUAGGACUGCGAAGUUUAUUCAGUCGAUCAAAGACGCACUUGGCCAGUCCUGAAACGCCAUCAUCCUUUGGAAGCCGUACAUCACUCCCUGAAACGAACCCUUAUUUUCCAGCCCAGCCUGAUGCAGUGUUCGACGAUUUGCCCUCGUCCCCUCGCAGCCCGCGCCCUUUAGCUACCAUGUUUGAAAGCCAGCAAAGCCCACCAGCUCAACCACGACCUGUUGGCCUUAUUAGAGCCCAGGGGCCUGGCAAACCUGGGCGUGGGCCACUUUCGAUAUGGCAUCCUCCACCUUUAUUUAAAGCAUUUCCACAGGCUGCCAAACACAUGACAUUGCCAGCUACAUCACUGGCACCUGAAGCUAUUCUACGCAUGCACGAGCGGCGAGCUAGCACACUGCGUGACGAAAAUACCGAAGCACCAGAUGCUGAAGGUGAGAAGGCCAAGGUUAAGAAGAAGCAUCGUCGCAAUACCUCCGGACAUUUCCCAAAGUUUGAAUGGACCAACAAGAUUUACGUUCUUGUAACAUCCGGAUAUUUGCUGCAAUAUGCAGCAGAAGGACCCUUCGACCGGUUGCCUGAAAGAAUAUUGCACCUCGGCAAAGAUUCUGCAGCAUUUGCAAGCGAUGUGAUCCCCGGCCGCCAUUGGGUAAUUCAGGUCUCUGCAGCUGCAGAGUCUGAUGGAACAACAGCAUCAGACUCUCGUUCUUUAUUCUCGCGAUGGAAUUUCCGGGCUACUGAACGACGCCAUGUCUCCAACUUCCUCAUGGUAUUUGAAACUGCCGAGGAUAUGGAAGGCUGGAUCUCAACAUUGCGCCGUGAAAUCGAGGCACUGGGGGGUAAGAAGACACUUACCGAGACAGGCAAACCAAAGGCCGAGGACGAAGUUGCACCACUACGAGAGAAACCUAGCCAAAGGACUUUGGUAGUCCGAGACCCUAAUCGGUUAUCACGCAUAGCAAGCUCAAGCUCUCAGAGCCCUCAAAGCCCCGACAGCUUUCUGCCUCCCCAGAAUCUACAAUGGCAAAGUCAGACACAGAUCAACCGCUCGGUCACAAGUGUUGUUGACCCUGAGCCUACGGUCGAUCAACCCCUUGAUGAUAUUUCGACGACAAAUAGCUUCGUAUCGCAUGAUGGCAGGCAACUUGAAAGCUUGCGAGAAAAUUCGAACCGCCUUUCGUUCAUAUCAUCCGGCCAACGGACAGUCGUAACGUCUGCAGGAUCCUCACCGGCGUCUUCACCAACCGUCGAUACUUUCUCUGCACCUGUUGAGCAUAAGUCGUCGCUAGAGGAGGCAAAGGUUUCACCGGAGCCGAAGCCUAGGCCUAACGCUGCAGCUAUUCUGGACCGAAGACAAUCUAUGCAGGUUCUCACCCCCUUUGUCGAACUGCAAGGCGGACCCAUCAACCUACGACCGCAAUCUAGCUAUGGAUCUGGUGCAGCUGAUUUGAAGGCACCAACACCUAACUUCAGUGUACCCAAUUCGUCGAACCGAAGAUAUUCAUACGCAAAGACUAUGGCCCAGGAAUUUGGCAUGGCUCCUCCGUCAGGUACACUGGAGGUGCGAUCUUUGGGUCGCCGAGCACCACCAACGACUUUACCAAUCGCGCGGCCUUUAUCCAUGGUAGCUGACCAACCGUCGCCAAUGGAGGACAUCCAUGAACGGCCAGUGACACGGCACGGAGACGAAACUCAGCCAACCAUUCCGGCAGAAGAUGAUCUGCCGUCUCUGCCAAAUAUUCCCACUUCAUAUGAAGUGACAUCACGACGUUCGAGCCUUGUGCCAAUAGAAGAGCCAGCCAUCGAGAUCAGCCGCCCAGGCAGCUCGCGCAGACAAUCAGACCUGAGGCAAUGGCGCAAGUCGGAAAAUCCCAGUACCUUGGGACGUAAUGUUCCCAGCUCAACUCGGCCCAGCCUGGAACAAAGAACACGUUCGCGAUCUUUUCUUGGUGGAGCCGAUGAGGCAGCCCGUCGCCGUGCCUCCCUGGAUACGUAUAGUGAUGCACGAGGUGACAGCAUGUCAGCCAAGGCUCGGUCACAAAGACGGGCGAGUAUUCAGUCAGUGAUGUCUGACCGGGCAUCUCAGUAUAGCGCUUCAGGCGAGCUUCCACCCCCGAUGGCGCCAGAGUCGCUGCCUCUACCUGCGCCUCCACCCACAGUACCUCUGCCUCCAAUUCCCGCAUCAGCGAACAACCCUCUUUUGAGGCUUGAUAUGAACGGGAAGAGCCUUUUCAACCGAAGGAGCAUGCCUCACCUGGGCGAAGGGCCUCCACCAGUGCCACCACCAACCUGUGCGCUACCUCCUCUUCCACCCAAACUACAAGUCAAGGCUUAAACGUCUUGAUUCAUGCUAUAUACCCUUUCCUUGUUUAUACUGUUACGAACUUUGACGGAGCGUUUGAUGCGGAUUCCUUGAUUACCCGAAACGACACUGGGCGUUUCGGAACACUGUUAGUUUAUUCUCUU
Molecule: messenger RNA, 2980 nt
Organism: Fusarium redolens
Lineage: Eukaryota; Fungi; Ascomycota; Sordariomycetes; Hypocreales; Nectriaceae
Exons: 1
Coding region: 354-2849 (831 amino acids)
Source: RefSeq, a predicted model, not a curated record